AUGUCUCCAAGCAAGCUUGCGCUUCUUCCAACAAUCCUCUUCCUAGUCACUCAAGCUUAUGCCCAACUCAACACCGUUGAUUACAACGUCACCGGAUACGAUGUGGCUCCAGACUUGUCCGAUUCCGAGUUCGAUCCAUACCCUCCCCUGAAAGAUGACAAGGGGGAUCAACUUGACGCAGCCAAUGUACGCGGCACUCGUCUUUUUGGUUACCAAGGUUGCGACGGGCGGGCUAAGGAUGCCAUCAAUGAGGCAUACAAUGACUUCUACAAGCUGUCUCAUCUGGACGGCUUGUACGCCAACUUCGAUUGGAAAGGUCAAGCAGCGAGGGAGUUUUGGGGGUCUGAAGUUAGUCCAAAAGCUCCUCUGAACGACGAGAGAAAGGAAGAGAUUCGACUGGACGUCAGUACAGAUCGCGAAAGACAGUGCCCUAACAUUCCUUUCUCCCUCACAGACUCGGGAGGAUCUGGCAAAUCCCCCAAUGUCGACGAUUUGCGCAUAAUGUUCGGUCCGAAGAGAGAUAGACGCACCGAAGAUACCUAUGGGCCUCUUCUUUCCAAAAUCCUGCGUAACUUCAGGGCUGACGGCUGGUACCCCGGCCAAAACGCAGACACUUAUGCUUGGUACGCCAUGGCUAUGUGGGCUCAGAAAGAGAUUGGACAUUAUCCCGAGAACCCAAAGUCGAGGGGCGUCAAGCCUGUCGCACCACCUCGACGGGCCGACGGCUCCUCUCUCAACGACCCCGCAGGCCCGGCCGACUCUUCCGACGACUCAGAGGACACUGAAUUGGACUACCAGCCCUCGGAAGGUUUUACGACACCAAACUGCGGCUCCAGGAUGAGUGCCGUGGAGCAACCUCCUCUGCCAGUUCUGAACGUCAGUUGCGUAGAUGCGUCGAGCGCCGUCCCGGCAGACGUUUUCAGUUCCGCAACGAAUCAAGUCUAUUCAACGUUCUGUCGCGGUACAGUCAAUAACGGCAAGCAACUUGAGUGGAUGGCUGACGUCUUUGGCAAUCUCACCGGGCUGUCUCCGAGUCAGCAUUCACGGGUCAAACGAUUCGCACAUUUGACGAGAGCCGAUGGGCCCGAGCAGUAUACCAAUUGGCAAUUCAAGCUCGAUUGGGUGCCAGAAAAAGAUUCAACUGACGCAGCUCAGUGCUACUUGGACUGCGAAACUGCUUUUCAAGCACUUGCCGCAACGCCGCAAUGCUCUCAGAAGGGAGACGAUAAGAACUUGAUGUCACUUUCGGGACAAAUCGAUGUUGGCUGUGGGAUGUACGGAUACACUGUCAAAGGCAUAGCUAUCUCGUAG
This is a messenger RNA of Alternaria viburni, 1311 nucleotides long. RefSeq lists its product as uncharacterized. The transcript is spliced from 2 exons. The coding region runs from base 1 to 1311 and encodes 436 amino acids. The record is from RefSeq and is a predicted model, not a curated record. NCBI's taxonomy places the organism in Eukaryota, Fungi, Ascomycota, Dothideomycetes, Pleosporales, Pleosporaceae.